CAAACCAUUACAUACAGCAUUGAGGUUUCGCGCGGCACUCCGCGAUGGAUGAUAAGCUCCAGAAAGACUCAACUACCUACUCCAAAUGAUACAAGUCAGAUCCAUGGAUUCUUCUCAGAUAUUAGAGUAGUCCUGUCCCAUGUGUAAACUACAGUAACCUUAUAGAAUCCAAUACCGGUAUCCACCCACCUACAUACAAUGGCGUCUCCAACAAUUCUACCGCCUAUCUCCUCGCUAACUACUGCCGAUGAGGAAACCAUCAAGUUCGCUCUCGAUAUUCUCUUCGAGCCAUCCACAGAUCUUCACGACCUAGCGAUCCCGCCAAUUCGUGAUAGCCCUUCAUUUACCUCGUACGUGUCUCUCAUCAAGCAUGUUGGGGCUAUCAUGUCACAGCUCGCACAAUCUUCGAGCCUAGAUACACGGAAGAGACUACACGGAAUUCUUGGAUCGCAUCCACGAUUAGGCGAAAAGAAAGUCGAGAGCGCCCAGAGUCGGGCUGAACAGGCACAUCUCAACACGAACAAUUCCAAGGAGAAAGAAGAAGAGGCCACAAAGCUGAAAGCCCUAAAUGAUGAAUACGAAUCCAAGUUUCCUGGGCUGCGGUACGUCGUGUUUGUGAAUGGUCGGAGUCGAGUAGUUGUUAUGCAAAAUAUGCGAGAACGUAUCGACCGCGCGGAUAUUCGGGCCGAAGAACUAGAAGCUAUUCAGGCGAUGGUUGACAUUGCUCUAGAUCGAGCGAACAAAUUGCAGGGCACUAUCUAACGUACUGUCUGGCUCUAUUGGGGGUUAUAUUUCUCCUAGAUAUCUGUUCUACUAAGGGUGGGUGAGAUUCAUAAUUAUUAUCUCUGCAUUUGGCA
Messenger RNA from Annulohypoxylon maeteangense, 857 nucleotides. RefSeq names its product Oxo-4-hydroxy-4-carboxy-5-ureidoimidazoline decarboxylase. The transcript has 2 exons. Lineage: Eukaryota; Fungi; Ascomycota; Sordariomycetes; Xylariales; Hypoxylaceae. The coding region runs from base 199 to 762 and encodes 187 amino acids. The record is from RefSeq and is a predicted model, not a curated record.